Messenger RNA from Ascochyta rabiei, 2166 nucleotides. Its product is annotated as Protein disulfide-isomerase. Bases 1 to 2166 code for a protein of 721 amino acids. The record is from RefSeq and is a predicted model, not a curated record. Lineage: Eukaryota; Fungi; Ascomycota; Dothideomycetes; Pleosporales; Didymellaceae. Gene Ontology annotation, cellular component: endoplasmic reticulum. The transcript is spliced from 3 exons. Gene Ontology annotation, molecular function: protein disulfide isomerase activity.
AUGCGCUCCAUCUUCUACUCGCUCCUGUCGCUGGCGACACUUGCCUCGACCCUCGCAGUCGACAAUGCCGCCGACGCCGACUGGGAGGACAAGGUGCCCGACACCGUCUUCAACGGCCAGACAGUACCUCCCAUGCCCGUGCUCGACAUCAAGACCCUCGACAAGGACAUCAGCCACGGCAACUGGCUGGUCGAGUUCUUCUCACCCUCGUGUCCGCACUGCAGACAGUUCGCGCCCACGUACCAAACCGCCUACGAGUUCUACUACACCUCCAAGCCCAUUGACGCAAAAGGCGAGCCCGAAGGCGACUCGCUCAACUCCUUCAAGCGCUUCUACGACUUCAACUUUGCCAAGGUCGACUGCAUAGCCUCCGCCGACCUGUGCGCCGCCCACAACGUCAUGAGCUACCCCUCGCUGAUCUACUUCCGAGACGGCAAGGAGAUGGCAAGGCAACGAGGCUCCAAGGACAUGAAGGGGCUCAGCCAGUGGGUCGAAGAGCUGCUCGAGACCAUUCGCCCGGGCUCGCGCAAGGAGGGCGGGCCCAAGCUCCCCAAGGCCGGCGACAAGGCUGUCGAGGUCGGUCCAGAUACCGAGGAGGUAGUCAAGGAGAAGGAAAAAGAAGAGGUCAAGGAUAAGGAGGUUGCCAACUCCAAGCUCGAGAGCCUCAAGAACGAGCCUACUAAAGAGUCCACGCCUACGCCCACGCCUACGCCUACGCCUACGCCCACGCCCACACCUACACCUGCAAAGGCCACACCGGCAAAGGCCGCGUCCACCUUCAACCCGUCUGGCGUCUCCCAGCCGCUCACCGCAGAAAAGUUCCAGUCCGUCAUCACCAACACGCUGGACCCCUGGUUCGUCAAGUUCUACGCCCCCUGGUGCCACCACUGUCAGGCCCUCAAGCCCAACUGGGACAACAUGGCGCGCCAGAUGAAGGGCAAGCUCAACAUUGGAGAAGUCAACUGCGACGUCGAGAAGCGGCUGUGCAAGGAUGCCAAGGUCAAAGGCUACCCCACCAUGCUCUUCUUCCGCGGCGGCGAACGCAUCGAGUAUGAGGGUCUCCGCGGCCUGGGCGACCUCCUCGAUUACGCCAACAAAGCCACUUCAGUCGGUGCUGGCGUUGACGAUGUAGAUGCCGCAACUUUCAAGGCGCUCGAGGAGAAGGAAGAAGUCAUCUUCGUCUACUUCUACGACCACGCCACCACCUCCGAGGACUUUGCAGCUCUCGAGCGCUUGACCCUGAGCCUGGUCGGCAAAGCCAAGAUCGUCAAGACCAACGACAAGGCCAUGUCAGAGCGCUUCAAGAUCUCCACCUGGCCCCGCCUCAUGGUCUCCCGCGAUGGAAAGCCCACAUACUACCCUCCCAUCACCCCGAGGGAGAUGCGCGACACGCGCCAGGUCCUUACAUGGAUGAAGUCUGUCUGGCUCCCCCUCGUACCCGAACUCACCACCUCCAACGCCAAAGACAUCAUGGACGGCAAGAUUGUGGUCCUCGGCAUCCUCAGCCGCUCCCGCUCUGACGAGUUCAUCCUCUCCAAGCGCGAGAUGAAGAGCGCUGCGCUGGAGUGGAUCGACAAGCAAGACGCGCUCUUCCAGCUCGAGCGCCAGGAACUGCGCGACGCCAAACAGCUGCGCAUCGAAGAAGCCGAUGACAAAGAAGAUGAGCGCGCGCUACGCAACGCAAAGGGGAUCCGCAUCAACAUGGACGAGAUCGAGCGGCCGCGCGUGGGAUUUGCCUGGGUCGACGGCGUCUUCUGGGAACGCUGGGUCAAGACCACCUUUGGCAUUGACGUCAAGGAGGGCGAGCGCGUCGUCAUCAACGACGAAGACAACCGCCGCUACUGGGACACUACCAUCUCGGGCGAACCCAUCCGGCCCUCACGCACCAGCAUCCUGGAAACCAUCAACAAGGUGACUCAGAACCCGCCCAAGAUCCCCAGUAAAUCCACCACGGGCCGCGUCUCACGCAUCUUCCUCGCCGCAAACCACUUCGCCUGGAACCACCCCGUUCUCGCACUCCUCGGCUCCAUUGCUCUGGUCCUCUCCGCUCUGCUCGCAGGCAAGAAGAUUCGCAGGCGCGCUAAUAAUGGAUACUUCCAGCUCGGCGAGAAGGAUGGUUUGCUGGGUGGGAUUGGGAGCGGGAACGGCGGCGCCAAGCACGAUUAG